CAACUUUCCACUUCUCGAGCUUGACACAGCGAAAGCCACGGUAAGGCGACGGCAUCGCCAGCUCCGGGUCACUAGCCUUGCACGCUUCCUGUUUCCAAGGCUGAGUGUUCGGGAAAUGAUGGUGACUGCCGGGUGGCUUUGCUGGUGGGAAGAUUCUAGACUUUGAGCUUGACGGGAUGGAGGAACCAAACUGCGCAAACCCAUCGGCCAUCGUGAGGUAAUCCUGAGUAACGUAACCCGAAUAAAAUCAAGCACAAUAUGAACACACGACACACAGCGUAUCACUCACAUGCGUGGUUGAGUUGAAAUCGUGUCGCAAUGAAACUUGAUAUUGUCCCUGCUGCUGUUUCUAGGGGACCAGCCCCUCCAGACCCUCCAGGUCUCACACAGCCCGGUACGUACCGUAAUGACACCCCGUUACACCAUGUCGGGCCAGGGGUUUGUGCGCAAGGAUGCAGCUUGUAUGAGCAGGCUCCAAGAAACGGAAGGUAUUGGGACGGUGGGAUGAUGACGUUGGUUUCGAGCCCAAUUACAUUCCCAGGCAAUUGGCUGGACGUCCAAUGUCACUGACAGAAGCGAAUGUCAUGGGCGGUUCCUCCCAACCUCAACAAGCUCAAUCAGGGCAUUCACGGAGAGAAAAAAGCACUUCGACAUGGCCAGAAACUGGUCACGAAGCGGGCCGGACCUUGAAUCUUCAUCAGACCCAGCUCAACUUUGCUUCGGUAAUGUACCUAGUAUCACACAUCAUGCUACGCCCCGGUGUUUGUUCCACUGUAGGAGGAAACGAGUUGGAGUGUGUGCCAGUCAGGGUAGUUACAAGUCACUCCUCCCCGGUGCCCGUUGCUGCGCAGUGAGUUAGGUUCCAGAAGUGAGUGGGUUUCGGGAGCCUUCUUCUCCAUGCCCCUCCCCGUCACUGCCUCCUUCCCGAAAUGUGUUUGUCUGUUUCUCCUCCUCCGUAUCUCGUCGUCUCCAGAGUUUUUGUCCUCCAGACUCCAAGUUCAUAAUCUGUACUUCUCUCAGCUGGUCAUCAGAGUCUUCUCGUAGGUUCCUGGCAAAGAACAUAGGUGCCCAGAUUGGUCCUAACCGCAGCCCAACCACACGAAUUCCAGGGCCGACAGUCAUCCAUCACAUCAUCAGCAGGCCCCCGGUUAAGAGCUGAAGAAGGAACUUGGUAGCUUGCCAAGAUCACGGUCACACGCCCACUCUCUUCCACUCGCCCACCCUGUCUGUCCACUUCCUAGUCUCAGACCAACCCCGCCCUUACUCCCACCCUCUCUGUCCACGAGUUUCUUCUCCCGGCUUCCCCUCUUACUUAAACGUCAGGCUCUGCUACAUCCCGCAGCCUGGAAGAAGGCUGGCUUGAGAAAUUUUCAUAACCCAGUCAUCACCCCGCUGUCCUGAGAACCCAAACCUCACUUGGUCAUCCAUCCAUCCAUCCUUUCUCGGUCCUUGACCAGCUAGCUGUACAUACCACCACCCAACAACAACAAUCACAGAACAACCACAACAACAUCAACAACAACACAUAUCACACAUACACUAGCGACUAUGGCCAGCAGAAGCCGGGUCGAGUUCGACGACUACUACAGGGAGUCCCCCCGCCGCGCUCCUAGCCGCGGUCCCAGCCGUGCUCCUAGCCGUGGCCCUCCUGUCCGCUACGCGGAUGAGGACAUCGAUAUUCACGUCCAUGACCGUACUCCCGCCUUCCUGCGUGAGGACAGGCGCUCCGAUGCAGGUCAGCUGGUGCUGAGGCAGAGGGAGGUUGAGACUGUUGAGCGUCCCAGGCGAAGGUCACCCAGCCCUGUGCACAUGCACGAGCGCAUCGUCCACAGAGCUAGGAGCGUCAGCCCUGAACCCCGGAGACGCACAGAGGAGUCGGACAUUCAUAUCCAUUCCAUCGACCGUGUCCGCGAGUCUAGCCGCCCUCCUGCUGACAGGAUUCGCGCAAGCACCCGCAUUAUCGAACGUCAGAGGAGCCCGUCUCCUCCCCGCAUGGACAGGCUUGAGAUUCGGGAAACCCAGCGGGAACGCCAGCGACCCCGCUCCCCUUCGCCUGACCGGAACAUCCGUGAGCACAUUCGCAUUGUUGAGAGGGAGAGGGAGAAGGAGCGUGAACCCAGCCCGCCACCUCAGCCUCAGCAACCUCAGGUCAUCAAGGGACCUGUCAUUGAAAGAGAAGUCAUCACUCACUACCGCGAUAUCGACCAUGGCAUGAUUUCCGUCCGCCCACCAUCUCGGCCUGCCUCCCCAGUUCGCCGCAAGCAGCCGCAGCUUUCCGAGACCGAGAUCGACAUCUACACCUCUCGCAAGGACACCGAAAUCGACAUCCACAGGCACGCCUCUCGGAGCCGUGGCCGCUCUCAGGAGCGCCGCUCGCCCAGGAACGCUUAUGAUGACGAUCUACUGAUCCAUGCCGAUACCGGUCGCCUCCAUGUCGACGUUGAGCGUCGCCGCAGCGUCUCCCGCAGCGGCCGUCGUGCCCAUUCCGAGGCUCCUCCCCACAUUGACUUUGACGAUGAAGCUAGAUACAUCACGUCUAAGAUCGACUCGAGGGGCCAGAUGGGUGAGGCGUACAACGGUAUCACCAAGGACUGGACCAUCAUCGAUGUUCCUCCCGGAACCGAGCGCGUACGAUUGGAUGGUGCCGGUGGUGCCUCUGCCGAGGUCACAUGGCAGAAGUACAGUGGAGUUAGGCGCUCCCAGUUCAUCCCUGAGCGUGACGAGAGGAGUGUUGUUUCCGCGUCCUCUGCUUCUGACCGUGACCAUGACCGUGAGCGCGACCGUGAGCGCGACCGUGACGCCCGCGAUAGCAGACUCAGCAUUCAGAUCUACAAUGAGCGGGGCGGUGAUGAGCGGGAGAAGCGCAUCAGCAUCCACGGCUCGCAGAACCCCCGUCGCAGCGAGAUGUGGACUGAGAUCACCAAGGAUCUCGUCACUCGUGAGGCCAUUGAGGAGCUUGGUUAUGACUACGAGGAAACCGAGUACUUCUUCUACAUCAUGCAGUACCUGCGCUAUGAGGAUGUUCUUCGCUGCGUUCAGCUUUCCGACAAGAUUCGCCAGGCUCGCAAGGACCGCAUUCGCGAAAUUCAGUGGGAGCGCGAGUACGGUCGCGAUGAUUACGAAUUCCGUGAUCAUUACCACAACCCUCACAGUCACAGCCGUCACCGCUCGCGCGAUGAUCGCUGGGACGACGAGCGCGAGCGUAUCGUCGAGCACGAGGUCAUCUAUGACAGCAGGGCCGGGAGCAGGUACCGCUAAACGCCCACAUGACUAUAGACUUGGCACGCUAUGUACGGGAAGGUAAUACCAAGCGCGUUGGGUGAAAGGAUGGUUCUGCUUUUCAUUCUAUUGCCAUCUUCUUCUGCCUAUACAAAUUUUUUUCCUCCUUUGGGUUGUUUUGGAAGGUUCUCUUUUGGUUAAUCAUGUUACCCCUCACGUCAUGUCAAGAUGUAUGUUGUGUUUGGUUGUUGUUUUGGAUGGUCGAUAUUAUGACUUAUGAUGAAACAGAAAACAUUAUGUAUGAAGAUGAUGAACAAUUCAUGUAUGCGAUGAAUGUCAAUGAGUCCCGCAUUUAGGAUGUUGGUUACAUGUACGUUUCAUGGCUGGAGGAGCUGGAGAGGGGUGGUGUAGUAGUGAUAUUCUUAGACCAACAAAGCAUAUACCUAAAGGGUACCGCAGACGACUUCGUUUUGUGACCAAUCUGUGCCCCAUGACUUUGUUUACUAUAAACGAUUUUCACUAUACUUAGUAUUCCAAUAUCUCAUUUCUUACGCAGAAUUUUGUUUCAGGCAGCUCAGGUUUGUACGAGCAGUCAUCCAGAACCUCGGACGUAAAUGAUGAUUUGUGACCUUGUCGUCGUUGGUACUACAGUACGACAAAGUGUACCAUGAGCAGAUCAAGCAAAC
Molecule: messenger RNA, 3905 nt
Organism: Neurospora crassa OR74A
Lineage: Eukaryota; Fungi; Ascomycota; Sordariomycetes; Sordariales; Sordariaceae
Exons: 5
Coding region: 1549-3258 (569 amino acids)
Source: RefSeq, a predicted model, not a curated record